AUGCAGAAGCUGAAGACAGGCACCAGCGUCGACCUUGACAAGUAUGACUACGAAUUCCUGAAGACUACUGUAAAGCCACAAACUAUCUGGGUUGUUCAGCUCGAAAGAGGCCCUGUUCUCGAUCCAAAGACAAGGCAACCGCUUUCGCUCGAUGAUAUACCGAACACCCCUGGCGCCAUACCCACGUUCACCCUCUAUGUCUACGAUGAGAAGGGUAGCUUUCGUGCCACGCACGACGUCGAGCAUCUUCCUCAGCCAGCCGACUUGUUGAUGAAGUUCCUGCACCUCGCGGACGAAGCCAUACCUUUCCUGAACUCCCUGUCACCGCAGAUGUCCUGGCGCUUUGAGACUGCUGCAGAGGCCGAGUUCGUCACCGACGGCGUAUACCAAAAGUCGACUGAGGUCGCACAGGCCAGCGGCAAGUUGGCAGCCGAGGCAAAGGACCGGGGCGCUGCUGCGAUGAAGCGACGAGACAAGGCACAGGCUAUCGCAGAGUACACGACGGCCAUCGAACAAUGGGAGCGCGCCAUAACGCAGAAACUGUCCGCCGAGGACGAGAAGGACGUACUGGCCAAACUGGCGAUAUGCCAUGCGAAUCGCGCUGCUGCCCGACUUUUGGACCCUUCAGCGUCUGAUCUGAAGGAGGUCUUGAAGGAUGGGCAAGCCGCGGUGCAUUAUAAGCCAGACUACGCGAAAGGGUACGCUCGGCAGAGCGCUGCUUUAACUCGCAUGGGCAGAACUGAGGAAGCGAUGGACGUCCUCGCGAAAGCUCUGAGAAGGCCCGCCUUGGCCGAGGAGGAAGGGCUGGUAGACAUGUUGAUCGACCUGCAGACGGGCGGUCGAGGACUGUCCACGGACGAGGCGACUUUCAAGCAAUGGCUGAUUGACUUGACGAUGAACGACCGCGCGAGUGCCGACAGAGUGCUGGACCUGAAGGGGGCAUGGCACAGGCGCCUCAACGACCAUAUGGCUCGUUGGAAGAAAAUAUGA
Schizophyllum commune H4-8 is the source of this 990-nucleotide messenger RNA. RefSeq lists its product as uncharacterized. Lineage: Eukaryota; Fungi; Basidiomycota; Agaricomycetes; Agaricales; Schizophyllaceae. The transcript is spliced from 3 exons. Gene Ontology annotation, molecular function: Hsp90 protein binding. Bases 1 to 990 code for a protein of 329 amino acids. The record is from RefSeq and is a predicted model, not a curated record.